UGACCCCGUUCCCGCAGGGAGAGCAGCACCAACAUCCUGGACAAUCUCCUGUCGCGCAUGGAGCAAUACGCCAACAACCUGGAGGAGCUGGUGGAGGAGCGCACGCAGGCGUACCUGGAGGAGAAGCGCAAGGCCGAGGCUCUGCUCUACCAGAUCCUGCCCCACUCGGUGGCGGAGCAGCUCAAGCGGGGGGAGACGGUGCAGGCGGAGGCGUUCGACAGCGUCACCAUCUACUUCAGCGACAUCGUGGGCUUCACGGCGCUGUCGGCGCAGAGCACGCCCAUGCAGGUGGUGACGCUGCUCAACGACCUCUACACCUGCUUCGACGCCAUCAUCGACAACUUCGACGUCUACAAGGUGGAGACCAUCGGGGACGCCUACAUGGUGGUGUCGGGGCUGCCGGUGCGCAACGGGAAGCUGCACGCGCCCGAGGUGGCCCGGAUGGCGCUGGCCCUGCUGGACGCCGUGCGCUCCUUCCGCAUCCGCCACCGGCCGCAGCAGCAGCUGGAGCUGCGCAUCGGCAUCCACACGGGUGGGGAUCCCACGGGAACGGGAACGGGAAUGGGAAUGGGAAUGGGCAUCGGCAUCCACACGGGUGGGGAUCCCACGGGA
Molecule: messenger RNA, 612 nt
Organism: Cyanistes caeruleus (blue tit)
Lineage: Eukaryota; Metazoa; Chordata; Aves; Passeriformes; Paridae
Source: RefSeq, a predicted model, not a curated record